Messenger RNA from Lonchura striata (white-rumped munia), 2403 nucleotides. Lineage: Eukaryota; Metazoa; Chordata; Aves; Passeriformes; Estrildidae. The record is from RefSeq and is a predicted model, not a curated record.
AUGCUGCCGGCGGUGGCGGUCGCGGCGGUGGUGGCCGUGGCCGUGGCCGUGGCCGUGGCCAUCCCCGCGCUACGGCACCGCCUUGUCCGUUCCGCGCUGCGCCGCGCCGGGGGCCGGUACCGGCGGCGGCUGGAGGCUCUGGGCAGCGACGUGCGGCUGAGCCAGGAGCGGCGGCUGCGGCGGCUGCUGGGCACCGGCACCGGCACCGGGACGGCCGGCGGUGAGCGCGGGGCUGCGGGAAGCGCGGCGGGAAGGGGUCGGUCCCAUGGUUUCCCUCUCAGCUUGUGCCUCUCCCGGCAGGCUCGGAAGAGUUCCAGCAGCGGCAUCCCCUGGGGCAGCCCUGUCGGGACGAAGCGCCGGGGUUUCCGCUUCGCCCGCUGCGGCUCUGGGCUCUGCUCCCCGGCUGCUGGGACGCCGACCCCCGGCUGCAGGUACGGCGAGCGGCGGGCGGGGUGGGCGCGGAUCCCCGCAGGGUCCGCCCUGCUGACCCGACCCUCCCCGCAGGGAUCCCUGCUCUACCUGGAUGCCCUCGGCGCCGCUUUUCCGCGGGCGCUGGUCCGCCGGGGCACGGCCGUGCUGCACUGGAGCCCCGGCCGUGCCUGCGCCCCGGCGGCGUGGCCGCUGCCCUCGCUGUACUGCAGCCCGGCCGCAGCGGCUCUGCUGCCCUCGCGGGCCGCUGCGCUGCGGCUGCAGCUGCUCUUCGCCCUGCGGCAGCGAGCGCUGCGUGUGCUGGAGGCCGGGCUGGCAGCCGAGCUGCACGACGCGCUGCUGGCCCUGCGCGCUGAAUGGCCCCGGCUGGCGCAGGAGCUGGAGCUGGGCAGGCUGAGCCCCCAGCCCGGGCUGCCCGAGGGGGUGCGGGACCGGCUGCAGGCAUUGCUGAGCCCUGGUGCUGCCCGGGCAGCCGAGCUCCGUGCCGAGUGCGCCCGCGGCUUCGAGGGCAUCGUGUUGCGUCUGUGGCCGCAGCUGGAGGUGGUGGUGGUGAGGACCAUGCAUGGCACGGAGCGGCUCUACUGCGACUCCCUCCGCCAGGCUGACUGCCAAGGGCUGCCCUUCUACUGCCCCUUCUACCAGGCAGCAGGGGCCCUGCUUGGUGUGAACCUGUGGCCAGCGGAGCCAGCGCCCCGAUUCCUGCUGUGCCCUGACUGGGCUUUCUGCGAGUUCCUGCCCUGCCUGGCCAGCAAGGAGCCACGGGCGGUGCUGCUGGAUGAGCUCUGGGAGGGCUGCGAGUACGGGCUGGUUGUGACAGCCCAGCCAGGAGAAUACAGGUGCCGUACUGGGGAGGUGCUGAAGGUGACCGGCUUCCACAAGCAAUGUCCCCUGGUGGAACCUGUGCGCAGGGAGAGCCAGACACUGAGCGUGCGAGGUGAGAGCAUCCCUGAGGAGCAGUUCUGCCAGAGCCUGUGCCGCACCCUGAGGAUGUGGCCGGGUGCUCACCUGAUUGACUACGUCUGUGUGGAGAGCAGCCUGCUGGGUGACUCUUCAGGGCCCUGUGCCCCCCACUACGAGGUGUUCAUGGAGCUGCAGGGCCUGCGGGACCUGUCGGAGGGGCAGCGCUAUAAGCUGGACCAGUGUCUCCAGGAGGAUUUCCCCAUCUACAAAUCCUUCCGCUUCAAGGGCAGCAUUGGGCCCCUGCGCCUGCACCUGGUGAGGCCCAGGACCUUCACCCAGCUGCGGGAAGCACUGGGCUCCCCCAUGCCCAUGCCCAGGGUCCUGCGUGAAGAGCAGCUGCUGCAGCUCAUCCAGGGAUCAGUCAUCUCCUAGGGCAGCCUAGGGGCACCACAGCCCUUCCACCCUGGGGUUCACUUGGCAUGCACCCUCUGGGCAGGGGCCGUGUCCCUGGGGUGGGAGGGUGUGGGGGCAAGGGUGCCCAGCCCAGAGGGUUUGGCUGAGUGGAGCAAAUGGAGACUGAGCUUGACCGUGAUCCGUGGCAGCAGCAGGCACCCGUGAGCACCACUCAGUGCUGCUGUGGAGAUGGAGCAGGAGCUUGGGAGCCUCACGGGGCAGUGGGAUCCUGCAGCUGCAGGACACCCUCACUCAGUGCCUUGGCAGCACCUGCAGCCACAGAGGGGUGGGUGCCUGUGCCUUUCCCAUUGUGCAUCACAGCCCAUGGAUGAUGCAGAGGGCUCAGUGGAAACUUGCAGGAGCAGGAGGAGCAGAAGAGCUGUGGCUCAUCACUGAGCACUGGGUUCCUGUGGCAUUUUGUCCCCUGUCAGGGACACUCCGGGCAGGGCUCAGGUGGCUGGUGGUGGUGGGUGUCACAGAGCAGCCCCAGGUGGGCUUCACUGCACGCCCACUGGUUUAAGAAUAAGCUCUGGUGAGGGCUGCUUUUAAUGUUUUAAAAACCAAAUGCAAAAUAAAGGAUUAUAUUUUAAAAAUAAAUAAAGGACCACACUCUGGGAUUGA